Molecule: messenger RNA, 1869 nt
Organism: Saccharomyces cerevisiae S288C
Lineage: Eukaryota; Fungi; Ascomycota; Saccharomycetes; Saccharomycetales; Saccharomycetaceae
Gene: SKN7
Product: kinase-regulated stress-responsive transcription factor SKN7
Exons: 1
Coding region: 1-1869 (622 amino acids)
Biological process (GO): regulation of DNA-templated transcription; cellular response to oxidative stress; phosphorelay signal transduction system
Cellular component (GO): nucleus
Molecular function (GO): DNA-binding transcription factor activity; sequence-specific DNA binding; phosphorelay response regulator activity
Source: RefSeq, marked reviewed
AUGAGCUUUUCCACCAUAAAUAGCAACGUCAAUAAAACCACCGGCGAUAGCAAUAAUAACACCACCGAGAACAGUUCGACUGCAGACCUUUUAGGAAUGGACUUGUUGCAGAGCGGGCCUCGACUGAUGAACACGAUGCAGCCAAACAACUCUUCUGACAUGCUGCACAUUAACAACAAGACUAAUAACGUUCAACAACCAGCUGGAAACACAAAUAUCAGCAGUGCUAAUGCGGGAGCAAAGGCUCCAGCAAAUGAGUUCGUAAGAAAACUGUUCAGGAUACUGGAAAACAAUGAAUAUCCUGACAUUGUAACUUGGACUGAGAACGGCAAAAGUUUCGUCGUUUUGGACACAGGAAAGUUCACUACGCAUAUAUUGCCUAAUCACUUCAAACAUUCAAAUUUUGCAUCUUUUGUAAGGCAACUAAACAAGUAUGACUUUCACAAGGUUAAGAGAAGUCCCGAGGAAAGACAGAGAUGUAAAUAUGGCGAACAAAGUUGGGAGUUUCAGCAUCCAGAAUUUAGAGUCCAUUACGGAAAAGGUCUCGAUAACAUCAAAAGGAAAAUUCCGGCGCAAAGGAAAGUGCUUUUGGAUGAAUCUCAAAAGGCUCUUUUGCAUUUCAAUAGUGAAGGCACUAACCCCAACAAUCCUUCUGGGUCUCUUUUGAAUGAAUCCACCACAGAGCUGUUGUUAAGCAAUACCGUAAGUAAAGAUGCAUUUGGAAAUCUAAGAAGGCGAGUAGACAAACUACAAAAGGAGUUGGAUAUGUCCAAAAUGGAGAGUUAUGCUACUAAAGUAGAACUACAAAAGUUGAACUCGAAAUACAAUACGGUUAUCGAAAGUUUGAUAACAUUCAAGACCAUAAAUGAAAAUUUACUCAACAACUUCAACACUCUGUGUUCCACUUUGGCAAAUAAUGGUAUUGAAGUGCCAAUAUUUGGCGACAAUGGAAACCGUAACCCAACUGGUAAUACCAACCCAGCAACAACAACAGCUAUCCAAAGCAACAACAACACCAACAAUGCUUCUCCGGCAACAUCUACAGUUUCCUUACAACUACCUAAUUUACCCGAUCAGAAUAGCCUAACACCAAAUGCUCAAAAUAACACAGUCACGCUACGAAAAGGUUUCCAUGUACUGUUGGUGGAAGAUGACGCAGUGUCUAUACAGUUGUGUUCAAAAUUUUUACGGAAAUAUGGCUGUACUGUCCAAGUUGUCAGCGACGGUCUUUCAGCUAUCUCAACACUAGAGAAGUAUAGGUAUGAUUUGGUUUUAAUGGACAUUGUUAUGCCAAACCUAGAUGGUGCCACAGCGACAUCCAUUGUCAGAAGUUUUGAUAAUGAGACUCCCAUCAUUGCCAUGACAGGUAACAUUAUGAAUCAAGACUUGAUCACAUACUUACAACAUGGAAUGAAUGAUAUCUUGGCCAAACCAUUCACGAGGGAUGAUUUACACUCAAUUUUAAUACGUUAUCUAAAGGACCGUAUUCCUUUAUGCGAACAGCAAUUACCACCUCGCAACUCUUCGCCACAAACUCAUUCCAACACCAAUACUGCUAAUUCGAAUCCUAAUACGAUUAAUGAACAGUCGUUAGCCAUGUUACCACAAGAUAAUCCGUCAACUACUACCCCUGUUACCCCAGGUGCCUCUAUAUCUUCUGCACAGCAUGUUCAACAAGGUCAACAAGAACAGCAGCAUCAAAUUUUCCAUGCUCAGCAGCAGCAGCAGCAUCACAACGCCAUUGCUAAUGCUAGGUCAGACGUAGCCAUACCGAAUUUGGAACAUGAAAUCAACACUGUACCACAUUCCUCAAUGGGUUCCACUCCGCAAUUACCACAAUCUACACUUCAAGAAAACCAGCUAUCAUAA